Dacryopinax primogenitus is the source of this 1693-nucleotide messenger RNA. RefSeq lists its product as uncharacterized. NCBI's taxonomy places the organism in Eukaryota, Fungi, Basidiomycota, Dacrymycetes, Dacrymycetales, Dacrymycetaceae. The record is from RefSeq and is a predicted model, not a curated record. The transcript is spliced from 4 exons. The coding region runs from base 592 to 1209 and encodes 205 amino acids.
GACAUUUCAUGAAGUGAGCUCUCUUUUACCACCUUCGAGCCUUCUGGAUACCGCACAGCUAGCCGGCACAAGGCAGGUUGCCUCAUGGUCCUCGAUGCCCAAGGUUCUGAUGUGCUGUGCGGACACAUGCCCGAAUAGGGGAGCAGGAUCAAACUCUGCAUCCCUCAUAAGGGCCUCGUGCCCAUGUGGUCCUCUCGUCCUCUCUUUCACCUACGACGAUCUGACAAGAAGAAAUACAAACAGUCAAAGAAUGUCGGAGGUAUCGCUGGGCCCGGUAGGUGAGCUGAUCGGUCUGUGCUGAGAGAAAUGAUGUUGCACGAUGCCGUGGAUAGGGAGGGCGGCAAGGAAGUGAAAGAGAGGAGGAGGAAGGUGCGCGACUUGGGUUGACUGAGGGUGGGGAGGGGGCGUGGGGGAGAGGUGGAGGAGAUCGAGCUGGGAGAGCAGACGGGACCCGCCCCGGUUCAUACGAAGACGGAGGAGAUCGAGCCCGCCGUGGGCAUCAAUAUCACCGGCGUGCCCUCCGGAGCGAACAACAACGGCGAGCUCUCUGCCAACCUCACCCAGCCUUCGAAUGACGUACAACGCCGGUUUAUGAAUGAUGCCAAAACGUACCAUGAUGCCGCACGCAUCGCUUGUGUCGUUACAUCCCGUGGGAGGCCUGUACCAUGCGGGGUGAAGAACGACGGCGAGCCUUCUCAAGGCUCCAACCCGCUCCAGGCGGACUAUACUGCAUCGAUCGACUCCGCCUCCGUCUACUCGGACAUGCAGCGCGAGGUUCGGCUUGCUCCUGCUGCUGCUCUCGUGCUCCCCGCCGAACCCACGCCUGCUCACAUCUGGACUCCACUCGGUAUUGCUCUAGCCACAUCCGCUCGCGAUGCGGACUUGGCUGGCGACAUGGGGGAGGCGAACAAGGCGAGAGAGUUGUUGGCAAUGGAAGAGGAUAAUCUGGUCAACCGCGUCUCCGCUUCCCCUGAACAGGACGAGGAGGCCAUCCUCCCACGUAUGCCCGGUGGACCGCCUCUCACCACUGCUCCGGUUACCACGACUCCUGGGAACAUCCUCCCCACGGCAUUUUCUUCUUCGGUCUCGCGCUCUCCCGCAACGGCGGAAGCCCUCCUCGUCCAGAGACACGUCUCUCUGGUAUCCACCCCUGUGGUCGAGGAAGCCCCAGACAGGCACUGGCAGCUUCCUCCCGGCGCCGCUCACUGACCCAACCGCAUCGUGGAAGGGGGCAUGGCGAUGGUCCGUUUCUUCACUUGGCUGGGUAAGAAGUUCAAGGCACUCGAACAAGUGAAGAACUACAGCUAGCCGGCAUACUGCUUUUGUCUUCUGUUGUCCGGUUUGUCGACCAUCUUGUCCGUCGGCGAUGUGGUUUUCGAAUGGCUGUGGGUUAGGCGGAUCGUGCCUAACCCUCUGUUCUGGGGUACCGUCAUCAUUGUGCUUGGGAUCUACCAAACCAAUGGGAUCUCCCCCUACCACGUCUUCCUCGGCCUCCUCCAGGAGCUCGCCACCAAGGGCGCCCGUCUCCAGACCCGCGAUGCCUUCUGCCCCCCUCUCUGCUCUGAGUAGUUAGGUUUCGAUAUGAAUGAACAUCGGGCUCUGUCCCACUUCCACUCCUUCCAUGUCAUUCUUUAGAAACACAUUUUUACAAGGGCUUCGACCCACUUCCACUCCUUAAUCACACUCGUUGACG